Messenger RNA from Psylliodes chrysocephalus, 486 nucleotides. The record is from the annotation of a GenBank genome assembly. NCBI's taxonomy places the organism in Eukaryota, Metazoa, Arthropoda, Insecta, Coleoptera, Chrysomelidae.
AUGGACCCACUUAUAAUGAGACGUUAUCAAAGUGGUUGCUUGGUGGUAAAAUUGGUGGUAAAAGAUAAAAGAACAGGUCUUAUUGAAACAGAGAGAAAACAGAUUAUUGGUACACCGGGACUAUUUCAAUUAAUAUUUUACAAUAAACCCGUAGGUUACAAUAAUGAUGAUUUAAAAAAUUAUAAAUCUGUUUUAGAAACAACUAAUGUUCACAGAGAUACUCGAGGACGAUUGGCACAUAGCUCAAAAUAUAAAUAUACCAAGAUUAUAAAACCAAUGUUCUCACGUCAACGUAAUGUUGCAGGUACCGGUAUGUCUAUGAAAUAUAAUAAUUAUCCUGUGGAGUAUGUUUAUUGGGACUCACCAAAUGAACUUGUAGAUCGUUUAAAACUUUUAGUAGCCUCUCAAUCUGCCGGAAAUAAUUCCCAUGACAAUAAAAUAGUUGCUAUAAUAAAUGAACCCAGGGAAGUUAAUAUAAUAUGUUAG